Capronia epimyces CBS 606.96 is the source of this 762-nucleotide messenger RNA. RefSeq lists its product as uncharacterized. The transcript has 2 exons. The record is from RefSeq and is a predicted model, not a curated record. The coding region runs from base 1 to 762 and encodes 253 amino acids. NCBI's taxonomy places the organism in Eukaryota, Fungi, Ascomycota, Eurotiomycetes, Chaetothyriales, Herpotrichiellaceae.
AUGUCUCCCAUUGUUUCGCCACGAAUCAAAUAUAUUUUGUUCGACUGUGGUAACACUCUCGUUCAAUCCGAGGACCUUGCCUUUGAGGCUACCGCCAGUGUCGUCAACGAGUUCCUGUCCACGAGCAACGUUUCUUUCCGUUAUAACCCUGAAGAUCUCAAGAUCCUGUUCCCGGACUGGACCUUCCGUGGGAUGGUGUAUCGCCUGCAGAGGGAGCUUGGCUUCACACUGUCGAGGAGCGAGCUAGUACGCUUGACCGAGCUGGAAGAAGAGCGGGUUAUCGCUAAAUUGGAAGAAAAGGCAGAGCCAUGUGCUGGAGCUAUGCAGGUCCUGGCCACACUCCACGAGGAGAACAAGUACAAACUGGCGGUCACCUCCACCUCUUCUUCACUCCGCCGUAUCCAGGCCUCUCUUUCAGCCUCUGAUCUGGACCAAUUCUUCGACCCUGGCGAGGUGUACUCCGGAUUGACUAUCUCGUCCAAGCCAGUGAGCAAGCCUGAUUCUCCCAUCUACCACCAUCUCCUGGAAAAGUACGGCGUAAAACCCCAUGAAUGCAUGGCCAUCCAGGACACCGCUGCCGGUGCUGACGCUGCGGUUCGGGCAAGAAUCCCUGUCAUGGGCUAUGUUGGCGCCUGUCAUUCCAGCGAGGAGAAGCAUGAGACUAUCUCACGGCUCGCUGUGGCAGGUUGCAAGAGCAUUAUGUGGCAUUGGGAUGAUUUCGACAAGGAAUUCGAACUGCUCAAAGAACAAAUCAAGAAGUGA